This is a messenger RNA of Gossypium raimondii (Peruvian cotton), 2525 nucleotides long. RefSeq names its product calcium-dependent protein kinase 32. Gene Ontology annotation, cellular component: nucleus; cytoplasm. Gene Ontology annotation, biological process: intracellular signal transduction; protein autophosphorylation; peptidyl-serine phosphorylation. The record is from RefSeq and is a predicted model, not a curated record. NCBI's taxonomy places the organism in Eukaryota, Viridiplantae, Streptophyta, Magnoliopsida, Malvales, Malvaceae. The transcript is spliced from 8 exons. Gene Ontology annotation, molecular function: calcium ion binding; calcium-dependent protein serine/threonine kinase activity; ATP binding. Bases 538 to 2145 code for a protein of 535 amino acids.
UAUCUGAGAAAUAGAACAACUUUGAAGCACUUCUCUCUCUUCCAAAUACCAUGGUGAGGGUGGUUGGUGACUCUUUCUUCUUCUUCUUGUUCUUCUCAAUUUAACACGGUUUUGAAUAUAUAUAUGUAUAUAUGUAUAAAAGAAAAUCCUUCUUUAUAUUUAUAUUUUUCACUCCUCAAUUUCUCCUUCAUUUCCUUGCUUAAUUUCCCAUAAAAAUCUUUUACCCAAAUUUUAUUUAUUUAUUUCUUCUUUUUUCUCCAUUUGGUUCCUCAAUUCAAUUUUCUUGAAAAUCCAGAAGCAAGGUUUCUAUCUCUUUCUUGGAGAGCUUCUUUUAUUUGUCUAUUUGAAAAAAACAAGAGUUGUUAGAUCUCAAAGCCUGGAUCUUUGAAAGCAGAGCCUUCUUUUUCCUCCUUUUUUGGUCUAAAAGUUCAUCUUUUGAUUUUCUUUUUGGCUGCUUUGGGUUUAAAUUCAAAAACCAAUUUCAGCAACAACAAGAAAAACCAGAAAAGAUCUUAGAUUAAGUUAUUGGGUUAUUUCAUGGGAAAUUGUUGUGCGACUCCAUCAACAACAGCUUCUCAUGAGAAGAAGGAGAAGAAAGGAAAAAAGAAGCAGAAUCCAUUUUCUCUUGAUUAUGGUCAACAUCACCAUGGCAACGGAGGCCAUAAGCUCACUGUUCUAAAUGAUCCAACUGGGGGAGAGAUUGAGCAAAGAUAUGAACUUGGGCGUGAGCUUGGGCGUGGUGAAUUUGGGAUCACAUUUCUUUGUACAGACAAAGAAACAGGGGAUACUUUUGCAUGCAAAUCAAUAUCAAAGAAGAAGCUAAGGACUGCCGUUGACAUUGAGGAUGUAAGAAGGGAAGUUGAAAUCAUGAAGCAUUUGCCUCACCACCCAAAUAUUGUUACCUUGAAGGAUACUUACGAGGAUGACAAUGCAGUCCAUUUGGUUAUGGAGUUGUGUGAAGGUGGUGAGUUGUUUGAUAGGAUUGUUGCAAGAGGUCAUUACACUGAGAGAGCUGCUGCUGCUGUCACCAAGACCAUUGUUGAAGUUGUUCAGAUGUGCCACAAGCAUGGUGUGAUGCACAGAGAUCUCAAACCUGAGAACUUUCUGUUUGCAAAUAAAAAAGAGACAGCGGCAUUGAAGUCGAUUGACUUUGGUUUAUCAGUGUUCUUUAAACCAGGUGAAAUAUUUACCGAGAUAGUCGGAAGCCCCUACUACAUGGCUCCUGAGGUGCUGAAAAGAAAUUAUGGACGUGAAGUUGAUGUUUGGAGUGCCGGUGUUAUCCUUUACAUCUUACUUUGUGGUGUCCCACCUUUCUGGGCAGAAACUGAACAAGGAGUUGCGCAAGCAAUUAUUCGCUCUGUUAUAGAUUUUAAGAGGGAUCCUUGGCCUAAAGUUUCUGAGAAUGCAAAAGACCUUGUGAGGAAGAUGCUCAAUCCUGAUCCUAAGCAACGACUUACAGCUCAGGAAGUUCUAGAUCAUCCUUGGUUGCAAAAUGCAAAGAAGGCUCCCAAUGUUUCCUUGGGUGAGACCGUGAAGGCAAGGCUCAAGCAGUUCUCUGUAAUGAACAAGCUCAAGAAAAGAGCUCUCAAGGUAAUAGCUGAGCAUCUCUCUGUGGAGGAAGUUGCAGGCAUAAAAGAGGGAUUCCAAUUGAUGGAUACUGCCAAUAGAGGCAAGAUUAACAUUGAUGAGUUAAGGGUUGGGUUGCAUAAACUUGGUCAUACCAUUCCUGAUGCAGAUCUUCAAAUACUAAUGGAAGCCGGCGAUGUAGAUAAAGAUGGAUAUCUGGACUACGGAGAGUUUGUUGCCAUUUCAGUUCACUUGAGAAAGAUGGGCAAUGACGAGCACCUUAAAAAGGCCUUUGAGUUUUUCGAUAGAAACCAAAGUGGUUAUAUUGAGAUUGAGGAGCUAAGAGGUGCCUUAACCGACGAAGUUGAAACAAACAGUGAAGAAGUCAUUAGCGCCAUCAUGCAUGAUGUGGACACAGACAAGGAUGGGAGAAUAAGUUAUGACGAGUUUGCAGUGAUGAUGAAGGCUGGUACGGAUUGGAGAAAAGCUUCAAGGCAAUAUUCUCGAGAGAGGUUCAACAAUCUAAGUCUGAAAUUGAUGAAGGAUGGGUCAUUGCAAAUGAACAAUGAGCCCAGAUGACCAAACACCAUUGACAAAGUUCUACUAAUGAAAAAUGGCUGUUGAUUUCAGUGUUAUUUUUAGCUGUUAUUUUUUUCUUCUUUUGGGUCUAAAAGAAAAAUCCUUUUUCAUACCCUUAAUUAGAGUUUAUUAGGAUUGAGCCACGCCAAGGGUUAUUCAUGCGUUGGAAAUUGCAAUUUGUUUUUGCUUGUUUUAUGUACUUAGAUUUGGGUUCAGAGUGUUGGAAAUAGAUAUAUGAUUUAUAUGGGUAUAUUUAUAUAUAUAUGUACAUAUUAGAUAUUAAUACAAUUUAGAUUGAUGUAGAACCAUAGCUGAUGCUAUGAUGGAUGUUCUUUUUAUUUUUUUUCUUUUUAACCGAUAAAGCUGACAUUUACUUGAAA